AACUUGUACUACACACAAUCACAUUACCGCCAAAUAAACACACAGCAUAAGUAGACACAUGACAGGCCUGCCAGUUAAUCGUCCCAGCUAGAGUUGCCGGUACAUAGUUGUUAUCAUGUUUGUUGCGCGUAGUAUCGCAGCAGAUCAUAAAGAUCUAAUUCAUGACGUAUCGUAUGAUUUUCACGGCCGGAGGAUGGCGACUUGCUCCAGUGACCAAAGUGUCAAGGUCUGGGACAAAAGUGAGAACGGAGAGUGGCACUGCACAGCCAGCUGGAAGACACACAGUGGAUCAGUGUGGCGAGUGACCUGGGCGCAUCCAGAAUUUGGACAGGUUCUAGCUUCUUGCUCCUUUGACAGAACAGCUGCUGUUUGGGAGGAGAUUGUAGGAGAGUCCAAUGACAAGCAGAGGGGACUUAGCCACUGGAUUAAGAGAACCACGCUAGUGGACAGUAGAACUUCAGUGACCGAUGUGAAGUUUGCUCCUAAACACAUGGGUCUGAUGCUGACCACCUGCUCUGCGGAUGGGGUGGUGAGGAUCUACGAGGCUCCUGAUGUGAUGAACCUGAGUCAGUGGUCCCUGCAGCAUGAGAUCUCCUGCAAGCUCAGCUGCAGCUGCAUCUCUUGGAACCCCUCCAGCUCACGUGCCCAUCCUCCCAUGUUUGCUGUGGGGAGUGACGACAGCAAUGUAACAUACGGUGGGAAGGUUCAGAUCUACGAGUACAACGAAAACACACGGAAAUAUGGCAAAGCAGAGACACUUAUGACGGUCACUGAUGCGGUUCAUGACAUCGCGUUUGCUCCAAACCUGGGAAGAUCUUUCCAUGUGCUCGCCAUUGCAACAAAAGAUGUUCGAAUAUUUAAGCUAGUUCCGAUGAGGAAGGAGAGCACGUCCACAGGACCCACCAAAUUUGAGGUGCAGAUUGUGGCUCAGUUUGACAACCAUAACUCUCAGGUGUGGCGUGUGAGCUGGAAUAUCACCAGCACCCUGCUGGCCUCCUCUGGGGAUGAUGGCUGUGUGCGCCUCUGGAAAGCUAACUACAUGGACAACUGGAAGUGCACCGGCAUCCUGAAAGGAGAUGGAAGUCCACUUACAGGUUCAUCCGGUCAGCCCUCAGCCAUGAGUACUGUGUUGGGCUCCUCUGUUCAGUCCUCCCAGAAUGCCUUGAACGGGAUGUCUGCAGGAAGGAUUGGCAAGAGAGCUCCCUUUGCUCCUCCCCUGCGGCAGCUGACCUCUCCAAAGAUAUACCAGCCACCCGCAUAUUACUAACGUGUCUUGUGCAUCAGAUCCCACUUGCCCGUAUUUAAAAUGUAAGACUCUGUAACACGUUUCACAAAUGGAUACUUGGGUAUUACUGAUUGAAACUUUCAUUUUUGGCAAGAAACCUGGCGUGAACCUUGCAAAAAAUUGUGAUUCCUUUCUUUUUGUGCUUAAACCUUUUUUUAAUUUUUAUUUUUUUUAAUGUCACUGUCUGCUUCCCUCUUACCUUUUUAGUGUCUGGACCAAACAUGCAUCCUUCUCCUUUUAAUUUCUCCUUUUUUGCUUCCUUUUAUUUGUUCACCCUCUGUAUAUUCCCUUUGUUGUCUCUUCUCCCCGUCCACGUAUUUGUCGUCUUUGUCUCCUCCUCCUUUUUCUUACUUCAGGUAUUUCUUUCCUCCUCUGGACCCCCCUAGAGCAGGUAUUGUGUAUGGUCACCUGCUGCCUCCUUCCUCCCUAAUAGAGCACUGUGAUACUGAGCCCAUUCAGCCUCAGCA
Molecule: messenger RNA, 1752 nt
Organism: Oreochromis niloticus (Nile tilapia)
Lineage: Eukaryota; Metazoa; Chordata; Actinopteri; Cichliformes; Cichlidae
Gene: seh1l
Product: SEH1-like (S. cerevisiae)
Exons: 9
Coding region: 116-1267 (383 amino acids)
Biological process (GO): cellular response to amino acid starvation; positive regulation of TORC1 signaling
Cellular component (GO): nuclear pore outer ring; Seh1-associated complex
Molecular function (GO): structural molecule activity; protein binding
Source: RefSeq, a predicted model, not a curated record